This is a messenger RNA of Nerophis lumbriciformis (worm pipefish), 1167 nucleotides long. NCBI's taxonomy places the organism in Eukaryota, Metazoa, Chordata, Actinopteri, Syngnathiformes, Syngnathidae. The record is from RefSeq and is a predicted model, not a curated record.
AUGGGCUCCGUGCUGCCCGCCUCGUCCUCCUCAGGCCGGAAGUCGUCGUGCUCCGCCAGGCCUCACGCUGCCGGCGCGGGCUCUCUCUGUCCCCUCGGCCCCGCGGGUCCGCUUCUGUCAGAGGUGAUCACGUCGGACGUGGUGCACAGCUUCCUGUAUGGACGCUGGAGGCGCGUGCACGGGGAGCAGCAGUUGACACACGACGCGACGGCGAGCACGAGCCCCAAAACAGCCUUCACGGCCGAAGUGCUCGCUCAGUCUUUCUCUGGAGAGGUUCAAAAGUUGUCCAGCUUGGUUCUUCCCAGCGAGGUGAUCAUUGCGCAAAGUUCCAUUCCAGGAGAAGGUCUGGGAAUUUUCUCAAAGACUUGGAUCAAGGCUGGAACUGAAAUGGGUCCGUUUACUGGACGCCUCGUUUCUCCGGAACACAUCGACUUCUACAAGAACAACAAUCUCAUGUGGGAGGUGUUCAACAGUGAUGGCGGAGUGCGUUUCUUCGUGGAUGCAAGCCAGGAAGAGCAACGCAGUUGGAUGACGUAUAUCAAAUGCGCUCGUAAUGAGCAUGAGCAGAACCUUGAAGUUGUGCAGAUAGCCAACGCCAUUUUCUACAAGGCACUGCAGACUAUCCCUCCUGACCAGGAGCUACUAGUCUGGUAUGGAAAUUCCCAAAACACCUUCCUAGGAAUUCCUGGAAUUCCAGGAGGUGAUGACGAGCAGGCAAAGAAAAGCAAAAGUGAUGAUUUCCAUGUCUGCGACAGCUCAUCGUCAUCUUCCUCCUCGUCAUCGGGUUCAUCAGGUGGUCUGGGCCGCAUGCGCUGCGUCAUCUGCCACCGUGGCUUCAACUCUCGCAGCAACCUGCGCUCGCACAUGCGGAUCCAUACACUGGAUAAGCCAUUUGUCUGUCGCUUCUGCAAUCGUCGCUUCAGCCAGUCAUCCACGUUGCGCAACCAUGUACGUCUGCACACGGGUGAGCGCCCGUACAAAUGCCACGUUUGCCAGUCGGCGUACUCUCAGCUGGCGGGUCUGCGUGCCCACCAAAAGAGCGCAAGGCACCGUCCAGCCACUGGAGGCGCCUGUUCCGGAAGGCCCCUUCUCUUGGUUCAUGAUGAGCGCACCCCUCCGCCGCAUCCUGCUUCCCUAGUCCACCACAUUCCAGGCAUGGUUCUCUAA